Trypanosoma cruzi is the source of this 1548-nucleotide messenger RNA. RefSeq lists its product as uncharacterized. The record is from RefSeq and is a predicted model, not a curated record. The transcript has a single exon. Bases 1 to 1548 code for a protein of 515 amino acids. Lineage: Eukaryota; Euglenozoa; Kinetoplastea; Trypanosomatida; Trypanosomatidae.
AUGGCACAGUUGUCUUUACUUUUGUUUUUACUAUCGUUUUUCCUGUUUCCCGGAUGCUGCAGAGGCAUGCAAGUUACUUUUGCAUCGGAUAUACACUACGAUCCUUUCUAUGGGGGGCCUGACGCAUUUGGUACGGCCUGUCGGUCCGCAGGCCUGCCCCUUGUUAGGCGAGGAUGCGAAUCUUCGGCUGACUUUGUCAAAUAUUGGGCCUCAGAUAUGGCAACACGUAAAUCGGCCUGCACAUUUGUGACGGGUGACCUGCAAAGGCACGAUUUUCCUUCCCUAAAAACUACUGUUACUGCUACAUUUGGGUUCGUCAUUGAAAGACUUGCUGCAGUUUCGCCGAACAAGACCCCCAGUGGGAGACCGUCGGUGUUGGUUGCCCUGGGGAACAAUGACGUGGUGCCGGAUUACUACUUCGAUGUAACAAGAAUUCCAUCCCGGGUUAUUUUGGAAGAGGCUUCCGUCAUGCAGAAAAAUGGCGUGCUCAUGGCAGACGAAGCCCAACAGUUCCAGCAAUGCGGAUAUUAUUUGCGUGUUGUUUCUCCAAAAUUGCGAGUCAUCGUGCUUCAUACUCUUCUUUGGUGCUACACCAUUGUGCCCGCUAUUCCAGAUGGCGAAGAAGAUCCGUGCAGUCAGUUUAAAUUUUUGACCACUGAGCUGGAGAAUGCACGGAAAGCAAAUUCAAAGGUCAUUAUCAUGAGCCACAUUCCCCCAAUGUCGAACAUAUGGAAAGUGCUUGAAGGUGGGAAUUUUACCUCCGUCGCAGAGGAUAUGUACUGGAAGCCAUUGUAUCAGAAGCGCUUUAACCAGUUGAUGAGGGAGUACUCAGAUACAGUGACGGUUCAACUGUAUGGGCAUACACAUCUAUUUUACUAUCAGGCACUUUCAGGGGGUGUGCCGUUUUUUAUUGUUCCGGCAAUAUCACCCCUUUAUGGGAAUGCCCCUUCUUAUUUCAUUGCACAACUGGACAACAAAAGCCUCUCCUUGAAAAGCCUCACUCAGCGCUAUUUCGAUUACGAUUGGACUAAUGGGGUUCUUGUGGAAGACCUAUUUGGUGAUUUGACCGAUACCGCGUCGCUUCGGGCAUCUGCAAUGAGGCUCGUUACCGAUGACAAAUUGUGGGCAAAAUAUGUGAGGUUGUGUGGUGGCGGCGUGGGAAGUGAUAAAUUGUUCCCCGGUGGGAAGUGUAAUUCGUGGUGCCGGAAGGUAAUUGCCUGCAGCAUGGUGUCCGAUGCGUGGGGUGACAUCAGAGCCUGUGUGGAGGCAAUUGAAAAGGAGCCGUCAAGGAAAUUAUUUAUCACCAUUCUCAUUGUUGUGAUUGUUUUGGCACUUCUGAUUUUGGGCAUUGUUAUACUGGUUGCUUAUCGUCGGAGACAGCUGCACUACAUGGAAGACGUGGGGCGCACGCAGUUCCACGAUGCUCUCCCGAUGUCGGUUUUUGCUACGAACGAAGUGGGGACUACGGGGGCGCAGGGGGAGUCGAAUUCCGGGGAAGGGUCUUACCACGACCAAUCGGGACACAAAAAAUGGAAGGGCAAAAGUUAG